Neospora caninum is the source of this 4839-nucleotide messenger RNA. RefSeq lists its product as hypothetical. Bases 1 to 4839 code for a protein of 1612 amino acids. Lineage: Eukaryota; Apicomplexa; Conoidasida; Eucoccidiorida; Sarcocystidae. Gene Ontology annotation, biological process: Golgi organization. The transcript is spliced from 6 exons. Gene Ontology annotation, cellular component: Golgi apparatus. The record is from RefSeq and is a predicted model, not a curated record.
AUGGGGUCCGGGUCGUCUCGGCCUGGUGAGGCCGAAGGAGGGAACGGGCUGUACGGUCCUCGAGACGCAACGGAACAAGUGGAGGCCUUUCUGUUUGCGGUUCAGCGGCUCGCCUCUUCCCAUUCAUCAGGGGAAAUGGAAACGGUUAAUUCUGAAGGUGAAGGUGUGAAUGACUUGGCGUGCUCGGAUGCAGGCGACCCUGCAACGGCCAAUCCCAAAACGUGUCCGUGUCCCUCUGCUUCCGCCGAGCUGCUUCCGUGUAAAGAGGACAUGUUACAGUGGGAUAACCUUCUCCUCUCUCUAGGGGAGUGCGGGGUUCGGCCGUUCUCCCUGUCAACUCCGUUUCUGUGGAACGAGUUGCUCCGCCCUCUUCUGUUAGGCAACCCCAGGAACGGGCAGCUGAAGGCGCUGUACCGCUUCUUCGCGCGCACUCUCCUUCGUUAUGCCGAGGCCGUUGAAUGCGUGCACAGGAGAAGCAGCUCCUCGCCUGCGUCGGCGCCUCUUCGCGCACAAGAAACAGCGCGGGAGGGCCCUUUCCCUGAAGCUGCCUCUGCCAAGGUUCCGAGGAGCGAGAGCCUGAAUGCAGUGGCGGCAUGCGAAGACCCGACCUCGGGUGAAACUGCGCUUCCUCCCCGUGUCGUUCUUUUCCCGUGCACCGACUUAUCCAUCGCCGAGCUCGCUCUUUUUCUGCGGAUCCUCACCAAGGCGUUGUGCACCAGACUGUCGCUCCCGCAGCUUCUGUAUCACCUCGAGUACGUCCCGUCGUCUCCGGGCGUCUCGCCGCUGUCUCCCGACUUGAGAGACGAACUGCUUGCUCUCUCGCAGACGUUCUUUGCCUCUUUGGGAUCCAAGAGGCAGCGGUCUUCACUGACUUCUCUUCAGCCCACACACAGCAGCGACGCAGUUCAAACCGCGCCUCCUAAUUCUUCGCAGUCCAAAAGCCGCCCUGAAGGGAGCGAAGAAGGCAAGGAGGAAGAACGAAAUGGAGGGACAGUGCCCGAGGCCGUUCAACGCGUGGCCUCACUGGAGUCGAAGCAGUCAGGCGAGAACGUCCUGUCGCCUAGCGAGGAACGUAAAUCGUCCGGGGACAGCCAGUCUGCCUUAUCUUCGUUUCCUUCUUUUCCUUCGUCUUCUCCCGUGGUGGGCGUGGCGGAUCCAGCCACCACGCCGACGACGACAGCGACGGUCGAAAGCCGCUCUGGAAUCUCCGAGCCAAGCAAGUGCGCGAGUUGCGCACCCGACGGCCCCUUUGUGGAGAGAAGCGCCAAGUCGCCGUCGUCGUCUCUGUCUUCUCCAGCCUUUUGUGCGUUUCUUCUGAGCUACCGAGGCGAGCAGAAGGUCUUUGCCGCCUCGCCCCUCAGGUCGCCGGAGCAGCUGCAACUCGAAAUCCUCACCUGGCUCUCGACCUCGUUCCCGGAGGAUGCCGUUGCUGCCCGAGGCAGAGGCUUCUUGUUUCGCGCGACUCUGCGAGCGCCUUCGUCUCCAGGAUCUGUGUCAGCCUCUGAAGAGAGAAACGCCGGCGCCGACCAGACGCGCGAAGUCUUCCUGUCCGUGAAUGAUCUGGCUUGUGUGCGCACGCUGAGUUCUGUGUUGACUCCCGUGAGGCUGAGAGAGCCAGGCGGGCGCAAAGAAGUAGACGGAAAAAGAACCUGUGGACGCUGCGGCGGCUCCAGGGCUGUGGGGUUGGAGACGAGCAGAGAUGGCGCGGCACCCGAAGGCCCCGCGGACGCCGGAGGCAGAACUGGAGGAACGAGAGACGAGAAGGGCGAAAAAGAGACGCGUUCAGAGGAAGAAAAGGGAAACGGAGAAAUGCAAGAGACACAUCCGGGCCGUAAACUUGCUUCGAUGUGUAGCUGUUCCUCAGCCUCCCACGCGGAGGGAGGCACGCACUACGCGCCGACGACUGUCCUCGUUGCUUGCCUCACAGUCGUUCCUCUAUGGAUCCCUCUCUCGCCGUCCACUUCAUCAGCUUCGGCCAGUUCUCCCGUCUCGACAGUCGGGGCAGUGCUAGACGGCAUUGUGAAGUUUCUCACAGUCGUCCAGCCGCCGUCCCCGUGUUGCUCGCCGAAUCUCCUCCGAGCGCACCAACACAUGCAAGAGCUCCUGUUGUGUCUCUUCGCCGUUGUCUGUCCCCUACAACUCACAGCUUCGUGUCUCCCGCGCACUGCCCUCGCCCCUCUCCCUUCGCGGCGAAAGAGGCCGUUGCAGCAGACUCCACACCCUCCGAACGCAGUGGGCCCCGAAGCGGCGGGCUGGGGAGAUGAGCAGGGAGACGGUGGCGGGGACAGCCACGGCUCUAUGGGGGCGAACGCAGUCACCGGAGACACCCGGGCGAUGCGCGCAAGGCAGGCACUCGAAGAGAGGAAGAACGGGUCGAGUGGGGCUCGAAACACGAGACAGCGACAGUUCGAGCGUCUCCUGAUUCCUCCGCUUUCCUCGCCCUGCGCAAAGCUCGCUCCGGCUCUCUACGCGUGGCAGCAGGAGGCGCAGCGAGAGAGAUUUGCCAAGUCGAGAGAUGUGCUGGAAGGUAGCGAGGAUGAAGAAGAGGAAGCAGUGAGUAGACGAAACCACUUCCCGCCCGUCGCCGCCGCAGCGCUUCUCCCUGAUUUGUGCUUCAUCGAGGUCUUGCUGAGUCGGUGGGACCUCGACAAACAACACGGAGAAAACCGCGCGAAAGAGUUUGCGGCGUACUUGCUGAGUAUGGUCUGGCCUUCGUCGGCGCUCCUGCUGUCAGCGUCGCCCGCGUUCGUCUCCAUCCCGCCGAGUCUCGCGCACUGCUCACUUUCUCUCGUGCUCCUCCUGGCCUUCUACCCGCACCCGGCGACGCGCGUUUCCCUGCUCGCGCGUGCGCCGCAGCCGCGAGGCGUUCAUGCGUCUCCGCGGGAAGCCGCCUUUUCGCCUUCCGGCUCCUCGACACUCUGCGCGGCCUCUGCGGUCUGCGGGGGAAACCUGGGAAACCCGAGGCCCGCAGUGCCCUUGAGAAGCUUCUCGCCGAGCGCGUUCUCUGGCUCUGUUUUCGACGACGUGAGUCUGACGCGUCGCGUGCCUGCGGCAGAGUCGAACGUGUUUGCGCUCGCCUUCUCGUGUCUCUUUGACGCGUCUCACUUUUCAAUGGAAAAAAAGGCUUCUCGGCCAGGCGACGAGCGCAUGCAGACUGGCAGCUCGCCGCGACAAGGCGAGCCGGUUCUGCCUGGGAGCCGAGCGGGGGCUUUCCCGUCUCUUCCGCCCUCGUCGUCCGUCAACUUCGAGGGACUGCUUCUCCAGCUGUGUUCGCCUUCGUCUCUCAGUCAUCCUCUCAAAUCUCUGCUCCUCUACCUCCUCCUCUGCCGCAACAGAUGCUUCCGGCUGUUUUGUCUCUCACGGAGCGAUAGUGAACGCCUCGUCAUCCCCCUCCUUCAAAUGCUGAACGCCCUUCCGCGUCUCUCGCCGUUUCCUCCGGGCGCCGAGACCGAAGCGAAGCGGGGCCCGCGACUGGCUGCUCCGCCGAUUGCGGUCAUUUGUGCGAUUUCGCUCAUGACCCUCAGCAAAGACAAGUCGUUCUGUUUGGAGUUGCAAAAAACCGUCGUCAAGGACAUCCCGUGGGACGAGAAGAAGAAGAUUGCCGACGCUUCGCUCGGGAGCCUGGUAGUCCUUGUCCUCCUCCGGCUUCUCUCGUGGAACAUCCGUCGGUGUGGAGAUGGGUUUUUCCUUCUUCUCUGCUCUUCCUCGCUCAUCAACAUCGCAGCUUCUGUCGAGCACCUGCACUGGUACGUGGCUGACCGCCUCGUGGACUACGCCGCGGCUUUGCUGCGACUCCUUGCGCGCCGUCUCGCUACGCUUUCUUCUCGCCACGCGGAGACACUUUCAGACGCGGGAGAUCCGCACCAAACGCUGGGAGAAGAUGCAGAAGGGCGAGAGGCCGAUCUGAGCGCGGAUGGCAGGAAUCCUGCGGCUGGUCCGAGGAGAGACAACGGAGACAGAAAGAGACGACGGGAUGCCGAGGACAUUGAAUUCAUCACCCUCGCGUGCCGGUCCGUUCUUCAGUUUCUCUCGGUUGCUCUGCGCCCGCCGCUCCUCUCUCGCAAUCUGUCGUUGCUUUUCGCGCUGUUGCGGCUCUUCCCCGUUUCCACAGCGAAGGCGCUCCUCGGGCACUUUGCUGUCUCAUGGGCAGCUGCAGAGCGAGGAAACGUGGCCGUAGAAGAGCGCCAAUGCUCUCUGGCGUCUCCCGUCUCUUCCCGUGACUCGCUCCUUUCUUCUCUGCCACAGUCGGCGCGUGUCGCUGGCGAUGGAGACGCACCAGACUGCGGGAAAAGGCCCGAUGAGGACCGAGAGAGAGGGGGGCGAGGCCAGAGCGAAGAACGAGAGGAGCAGGCGACCCCUCUCUCUUCUCGCGUUUCCUUUGAGGCGGCAGCCGUCGUCGCGCGGAUCGCGCUGCUCAUUGGGCCCGAAGUCCGUCUCCUUCUCGAUCUUGUCGACGUCUUCUCGUCUUCAAUCGACGAUGCCAUCCGCGAAGGCUCUGCCGUCGAGGAAGAUGGGGAAACGAGCCGCCGCGUCGUCGAGCAGCUGGUAGCCAAGAUUCCGCCCCCAGGCCACGACUUCGCGCGUUUCCCGAGCACGCACCCGCGCUUCCUCUGUGCGAACGGCGGAGAAGAGUGUAUGCAUGGCGAAGAGGGGCGAAAGCGGCGAAUGGACAGGUUGAAAGAGAGUUUCCUCGCAUGCGCAACUCCUGGCCGACCGGACUUCGUGGAAAGUUGGGGAUCCUCGUGCUUCUUUUUGCCGCUUAUUUGGCAAUCCAUCGACGCCCUCACGCCCGACGCAGUCUGCUGGGACCGGUCCGUCUACGCGGCGCCACGGGAGUGA